GCAGACCUGUGUAUCAGAAAGCUGACCAUUGGCAGUGGCAUUGGCCAAGGAACAGAGCACGGGCGCUAGACGUCCUUCCAGUGCUCCUGAACGGACGGGAAGAUUACGUGCUCUACGUGCGCCUCUGUUCACAACAACGUCUUCAUGGCACAGCUAGCUGCGCGGCCGUUUGCUGUAGUUCUUGUCUUGCUUUCCAGCCUUUUGUUGCUUGUGACUGUAUCCAAAUGGUUUCCUGCCAGCAGCACACAUUCCUCACCACAGCUCCAGUUCACCGUUGACUCUGUGGACGAAGUGCUGGCAGACUUUGGACCGCUCUGCCCAGGGCCAGAAGGGGUUGCCGAGAAAGGAUGCUUCUUCUUUGGCCUGGCCACUGCGCCUGCGCACGUAGAAGACCACCUCAAUGACAGCUGGCUCGAGUUUGCUCAAGCAACCACCCCCGGCAUCGACCCUCAAACCCAAAAGCCCCGCCACCUCAACGUGCCCGCCUGGCACAAUGUCCCCGUCCCUGAGCAGAGGGUGCGCUUCUGGACCGACGCGGAGACGGAGAUUGCCCUGGCUGCCGCUGCGGGAGUGACGGUGUAUCGCAUGGGGGUGGACUGGGGGAGGCUGGUUCCACAAGAGCCGGUGCACGGGACGCAAGCGGUGGUCGACCGCGCUGCAUUGGCGCACUACCGGGCUCUGUUGCAGCAGGUGCGAGCGCACGGCAUGCGCGUCCUGCUCACCCUGUUCCACCAUUCCAUGCCCAAGUGGGCCAUCCCGUACGGUGGCUGGACCAACCAGCGGACCAGCCCUUAUUUUGUGGAGUUCAGCACACUCGUCCACACUGAGCUGGGCGACCUGGUCGACUACUACGUGCUGUUCAACGAGGCCCACGUGUUCGCACUGCUGACGUACUGCUCCGGCAACUGGCCCCCCGGCUUUGCACCCUCGUCGUUCCGCUUCUUCCAGUGCUUGAUUCCGGUCUACGGCGACUUCUUCCGGGCGGUCGACAACAUGAUCGCGGCACACCGGGCGGCUUACGAUGCGAUCCACGCACUGCCAAGCAAAAAGACGCCGGUUAUCGGUAUCGCCCACCUGACGUCAGUGUUCAUCCCGUGGAGCCCGUUCGACAUCCCUGCUGCAAUCAUUGGGCGGUUCGUCAACACGUGGUACAUUCCGGACCGCCUGCAUGACAAGCUGGACUUCCUGGGCAUCAACUACUACGGCCAGGAGGUCAUCUCGGGCGGUGCCACGUACAUCGCCCCCGGCGUCGAGUACAGCGACUCUGGCCGGGCGGUCUUCCCCGACGGCUUGUACCAGUCUUUGACCGCCUUCCACGCCCGGUACAACGCCCCGGGGAAAACGCCCCUGCGGUUUAUCGUUACGGAGAACGGGGUGGCCGACGAUAUCGACGUGAUGCGGCCGGCGUAUAUCGUAGAGCAUCUGCUGGCGGUGCAUGCUGCUCGGCGAGAGGGCGUCCCCGUGGACGGUCUCUUCCACUGGACGCUGUCCGACAACUGGGAGUGGUCCGACGGUUAUUGUCCGAAGUUCGGCAUGGUGGCCGUGGACCGCGCCAACAACUUCACACGCCACGCGCGGCCGUCGUAUUAUCUCUUCCAAAAGAUAGCCCAAAUGGGCAAAAUAACGCGCGAGCAACGCGCGCUUUCGUGGCAGCACCUGCGCGCGGCAGUGGCCCGGAAUGCGACACAUCCCUUCUGUCGGGCGGUCAGUCCCAGCGGAAAAGCCUUCGCAGAGUCUUUAGACGUCCCCGUCCAAAGGCGACUCGUCGACACGGAUUGGCGAUUCAGCAGAAUACCGAGUGACGCAGAAUUGUCCAGUUACUAUCAGUUGUCAGGCUCGCGUAAAGCUGCAUAGACAGACCAGCUACGGGCUCGUCGGGCGGCGCAAGCCGCACGAGCAUUCGCGGAUUGCUGUGUCGUAUGUACAUAGAGUUUCUACGGACAGCGCUCGCAACAGCGUGUAUAGUUCUUAGUCUUUCGAACGGCCUUUUGUAGAGCCGUGCAGUUGAUCUGAUGGGUGAACAGAGCUUUCGUAGCUCGGGUCCCCAAGAAGAGUGUAAUCGACUUGGGAAACACCCAUCUGUUUGCAAUUGCCACUUGGACAGUUGACUGCGACAUGUUUUAAACAUGAUCUACACGGAGGUAUUGCGUCCUCCAAUCCGCAAGCA
This is a messenger RNA of Klebsormidium nitens, 2167 nucleotides long. Lineage: Eukaryota; Viridiplantae; Streptophyta; Klebsormidiophyceae; Klebsormidiales; Klebsormidiaceae. The record is from the annotation of a GenBank genome assembly.